Silurus meridionalis is the source of this 3990-nucleotide messenger RNA. Its product is annotated as cingulin-like protein 1. Gene Ontology annotation, cellular component: myosin complex. The coding region runs from base 292 to 3600 and encodes 1102 amino acids. The transcript is spliced from 19 exons. The record is from RefSeq and is a predicted model, not a curated record. Lineage: Eukaryota; Metazoa; Chordata; Actinopteri; Siluriformes; Siluridae.
AUGUGUGAGGGAGUGUAUCGCCCGCUGAUGGGAAUUGCAGUGUGGAAUGAGGAGCAGAUCGAGGUGCAGCGCCUCCUCUUGUAACUCAGUAAGAACUUCGAGGAGUGUCAUUCCCACAGAGGAGCAUGAGGGAAGCUUCAGAGCUCUUCGCAUUCCCACACAUAGCUGUUUCACAAGCCGCCAUUCUCGCGUCUUCCUCGAACUUUUUCCCACAGGAAUGAAGUGUCGGCUUGGAAGCUGAAGCGGCGUCGUUUGAAUAGCGGAUUACCUCACGCACGAGCUUGCGACACGAUGGAACUGCAUGGAAACAGCAGGCUUCAUGAUGGGUACCAGUAUCUAACCAGUAAUGAAUAUGAACGGAUUCAGGCAGCACGUAGUGAUGGAUCAGGAACUUUUGGAGUGAAGGUUCAGGUGCAAGGCAUUCAAGGCCGUCCUUAUGUGGUGCUAAAUGGACAAAACAAGUCUUCACAAAGUCCUCCUGUCUACCCUGAUGUCUUUUUCAUGAAUCAUCCCAGUCAAGAGUAUGUUUCAACCAUGAAUGGGCAAGGUUUAAGCAUCCAGCGGAAUUUGACUGAUUACAGGUCAGUGAGGCAAAUGCAGAUGCCUCCUCCAGAAAUUCAGAUGUCUACUAAUACUCCAUCAUCUCCUUUGCUAAACUACCAGAGAAAUCCUGCACUUCUCAGACCUUAUGAUCCCAGAAGCAACAAUCUGGAUUUCCAUGACUCUCCCAACCAUAUUAAGACUAAAUCUAACUCUGACUUAAAUCAGUUUAGUUCAAACACUUUACCUGUUUAUGCAUCCAAUAUAAUGGUGAAGAAAGCCAAAAUCCCAUUGCCUGGUUCAGGGAAAGGACAAACUGAAGAUAAUUUAGGUCCUGGAAAAUCAUCGGGAGAAAAUACACCUUGCCGGCAAUCGCACAUCGUCUGCAGGCUGUCUGUACCUUACUCCAACGAGGACAAUGGGCAUUCCUCAAAUAGGGUUGGUAGAGGUAGACAUAGAAACCAGGUGGAUCCCCAAGAGAGAAAACGAUCACAAAGUGCAGGUGCAUCUAGUUCUAGUCACUCUUCCAGGACAAGCCCAGUAUUUGCAGGAGGGUCAAGAAUGGGAGAAGAUCUGGGUCUACCAGCUUCAUCUAUAGGCUCUGUGUCUCGAAAUGACAGUCUUUUGAAGCUAAAAACAGGAGAGAAUAUGUAUCAAGCAGAUAUAAGGACUAUAACUGCAGCCCAGUUUGAAGGACAGAAAAAUGAAUGGAUGUCACCAAGAUUGGGAAGGGCUAAUAACAGAAUUGAUAGAGCAAACCCAACCAGAUGUCUUCAGCAAAAUGGUGGCUAUUCAAGCCAAGAAAGGGAGGCGCAGGAUACCCCUGAUAUUUUGAAUGGACAGCAGGAGCUUGUGGACCAGCCAUAUGAAGAUGUGACUAAACAAGCAUUGUUUAACUACCUCAAAGAAGGGAGUUGUGAGCGAGAUGAGAUCAUCAGGCAGAAGGUAACUCUACUGUUUGAGAAGAUCCAGAUGUUGAGGUCAUGUGCUGUCCAGAAUGUGGAGGAGCUGUCUGACUCGGAGGCUAAGGUGAAAGAGUUCCAGGAGAGAAAAGAAGCACUGGAGAGCCAAGUUGCUCUUCUAAAGCAACAGCUAGAAGAAGAAAUUAAGAUACGAGAGAGUCUGUCAGAGGCAAGUGGGAAGAGUUCUGGGGAACUGGAACUACUGCAGGAGAAGUUAAGUAGAAGUGAGCAGGAGCAAGUCUCACUCCGGCAGCGACUCACUGAUAUGGAGAAAGAGUUGCAAGUCUCAAUAGAAACAGUCCUUCAGAUCAAAAGGGAGCGAGAACGGAGUCGCGCAGAGGCAAAGAAUCUGCAGCAGCAGCUCUCAGAUAUGCAUGAUGUCCUUGACAACACUAAGAGCACAGAGGAGAAAGAGAGAGACACUAUCCUGCAGGACCUGGCAAAUUUGCGCAUGGAGUUCCAGGAGCUGCAGCAGGUGCAUGAGGAACAGGAGGAUGUGCUGUGCUGGAAGGAGAGGGAACUCAUAGCCAUAAAGGGUGCGCUUCAGGAAGAGAUUUCAGCCCACGCCAAAGAGGUGGAAACAUUGAAGGAGCAACACAAGGAGGCUGUUGAGAAGUUACUUAAGGCCAAAGAAGCGGCUGAGGAGAAUGUGGCAGCUUUGGCUCAGAAGAAAAAAAGUGUGGAGGCCGAGCAAAGGAAUACUCACGCCCAGAUGCAAGAGCUUAGUCUGGCUAAGGAGCAGCUUCUUGGUCAGGUUCGUAGUCUCGAAACCCAAAUCACCACCCUGAACAACAUCUUCCAGCAGUCAAAGAGCCAGGAGAAACAUCUCAUAGAACAGCUGGACAAGCUGAUGGAGGAGAAGAAAAGACUCGAUGAGGAGUUUUCUGAGGUGAGACAGCAAGAGGAGGACAUGUGUGGUGCUAAUAGAGCACUGACUCGACACCUCGAAGACACACAGUGUGAGCUGACGAAGUUGAACCAGGAACAUCGCCUGCUGAAGGAGAGACUGAAGGAGGAGGAAAGACAGAUGGAGGAGCUCCGAAAGAACAAACGGGACAUGGAGCAAGAGAGGAGAAAGCAGGACAGAGACUUUGAGAAACUACAAGAGGAGGUAAGAAUAGAUAUAAAGAACAUACUGGUGGGUUCAGAGAGAGAGACUCAGAAACUGCAGGAUCAGGUGGAUGAAGAAAGGGAACAGAGCUCAAAGGAGCUCAGUGCACUCCGUAUACAGCUCCACAACACGCAAACGGAGCUGGAGAAACACUCACACAUCUCACAGGAAUGUCAGAAAGAGCUGUCCGGUCUGGAGGCCGAGUUGGCUCAGUGUGAGGCAGAGUUGGAGAAGACUGAGCAAAAGUGUAAACAGCUGGAGAUGAGAGUGCAGGAGCUGCAAGAGAACUGCAACAAAACUGCACAUGAUGAUCGGGAUCGGCAAGUCAAAUUAAUGGAGGCACGAGUAGCUCAGCUCCAGGAUGCCCUGAAUGAGGAACGCAGCUGUGGUGACACACUGGUACAGAGAAUGGAGAAAGUCAAGGAGCAGGUAGAGCAGGUGCGAGCAGAAUUGCUGCAGGAGAGAGCAGUUAGACAGGAUCUGGAGUGUGACAAAAUCAGCUUGGAGAGACAGAGCAAGGACCUAAAGAGCCGACUGUCGCAUUUAGAAGUGUCUCAGAAGUCGAGUCAGGAAGGACUUGUCACCAAACUAGAGCUGCGAAUUCAAGAGCUGGAGAAUCGACUUCUGGAACGGGAGAGAGACAAUAACACUCUGGAGCAGGCAAACCGUAAACUGGAGAGAAAGAUGAAGGACAUAACUAUGCAGGUGAAUGAUGAGCAGCUCGCACUACAGAACCAGAUGGAUCAGUUAACUCUGAGAAUGAAGGUUUUGAAGAGGCAGCUGGAUGAGGCAGAGGAAGAGAUAGAAAGACUUGAGAACAGCAAAAAGAAGCUACAAAGGGAACUGGAUGACCAGCAGGAGAUCAACGAGCAACUUUAUAGCCAGAUCUCGGCCCUGAAAACGGAGCUCAGGCGCAAAACGAAACCGGUUAUGAAGAGUUUAAAUGAAGAGGAGGAGGAUGAACAAUGGAGUCUGAGCGCAAAGUGAAGACAAAAAUAAACUUGAAUAUGCUUCUGUUCAUUUUCAUUUCACAUUUAUUCUUUCAUUUUUGUGUGUGUGUGUGUGUGUGUGUGUGUGUGUGUGUGUGUGUGUGUGUGUGUGUGUGUGUUGCUGCGCUGCAAUUUUAAUGUUUUUUAAUGAUCUACUGCCCUCUUCUGGUAAUAUAAAGAUUAUUGCCUCUUCAUAUGAACUUGAAGGUGAAUUUGUUUCAAGUUUAGUUUAAUGGCAUGUAUUUCAUAAUAAGUUUUACUAAUUUUUGCUUGUCCAUACUUGUGGUCUAUUAGCUGUGACUAAAUACAACGAAUGUGUCUAAAUAAAAGCAGUUUUGCACAAAAGUGUCACUUUCAGGAAAAUAAAAACAGAAAGCUGUAUGUCAAA